AGACGGAAAAACGAAAGGGAACUUCGGAUGAUGAUGAUGAGAAUUCUCAAGUGCCUCUCGGACGACCUUUACUUCCACCCAACUCAACGUAAAGGUCGAACCUUUCUUCCCCAAGACACAAACCUUUUCCAUCAUCUUGUCGCUGUAAGCGCAUGAAAGCCGCGCAGCACGCUCUCGCUCGUACUUCGCCAUGUGCCCAUUUCGUAAUUUCCUGAAAGAAGAGCGGCCCUUUUCGCUGCCGGCCGUGACGGAGGUCCUCCGCUUCGCUUCUUGUCCACGCACUGACCCUUCGGCUUCCUUGUCUUGUGCACCGGCUGCGAAUGAUGAUGAUGAUGAGGAGGAGGAGGAGGACGUCGAGAGCGAGGGAGAGAACGGAGAGGAGCAGCAGCAGCCGCAGUUGUCUGUGUUGGCAGUGUUGGUGGGGAUCUUUAGGAAGUCUUUGGUGGCUUGCAAGUGCGAAGUGAGCGAAGAGCUCUGUGGCAUGGAGAUUGGCGAGCCCACUAGAGUCCGCCACGUCGCGCACGUUACGUUCGACAGGUUCGAUGGGUUCUUGGGCUUGCCCGUGGAGUUUGAACCUGAAGUGCCCAGGAGAGCCCCCAGUGCAAGUACACAUGUUUUUGGAGUCUCAACGGAGUCCAUGCAGCUAUCACAAGACUCCAGAGGUAAUAGCAUUCCCACCGUACUCUUGCUUAUGCAAAGACGCUUGUAUACACAAGAAGGAUUAAAGGCAGAAGGGAUAUUCAGAAUUAAUGCAGAAAAUAGUCAAGAAGAGUAUGUGAGGGACCAGUUAAACAGGGGAAAUAUGCCAGAAGGUAUUGAUGUGCAUUGCCUGGCUGGAUUAAUCAAGGCAUGGUUUAGAGAACUCCCACGAGGUGUUCUGGAUUCUCUGUUGCCUGAGCAAGUGAUGCAGUGCCAGACUGAAGAAGAUUGUGCUGAGCUUUUGAGGCUUCUACCACCAACAGAAGCUGCCCUAUUAGACUGGGCAAUUAACCUGAUGUGCGAUGUUGCCCAGAUGGAACAUGUAAACAAAAUGAAUGCACGCAACAUUGCCAUGGUUUUUGCCCCAAAUAUGACUCAGAUGGCAGAUCCCUUGACUGCGUUAAUGUAUGCAGUUCAAGUAAUGAACUUCCUUAAAACACUUAUCAUGAGGAUGCUGCGAGAAAGAGAGGAUUCCAAUUUAGAGUCACCUCCAACUACCUAUACAGAGCCUCCUGAUGAUAAUGGACACCAGAGUCCACAGAUUGGCAUUGAAUUUACUCCACCAGCAAUUGACGUUUCUGUCAGCUCUGACAAGAAUGACGACCUGGUAGGAGAAGGAGCUCGAAGAUACGAAAUCAAAGCUGAUAAUUUUGAUGGUCUUAAUGCAAGAGCUCGAGUGAGCAAAGGGAAAUUCGGACUUUGCCAAACCAGUAAAUCAAAUAUUAAAAGUUUUAAUAGAGAAAUAUAUGUGCGGGAACCUGCGGUUCAGGUAUCAGGUCCUGUUAAGACUGGAGGAAUCAGCACUCUGAGCAGGAUAAAUUCAAGGGUAGAAUGGAUAGAAGCCUGGCGAUGAUGGAAGCUACCAAGUCACCAAGCCUGCAGAGAUUUAACUGAUGAGUACAUUAUUUGUUUAGGUCGAGGUUUGUAAAGGUUGGUUAUCCUUAUAAAUCAUGUCUAUCUUUUCAUGAUUGGUGCUUGCUUGCUAAUAUUCUUCAUUAGAAGAUGCUAAUGAUGGAUCCUGCAAAACAACUGGUUUGUACUCUCUUUUUAUUAUCGUUUUUUUCUUUUGCUAAACUGGGUUGUUGGCUUCGGAUGCUAUGAAUAGCUUGUGUUUGGAUUCAUCUAACAUAGUUUUUUCUGCUUCUUGUUC
Eucalyptus grandis is the source of this 1849-nucleotide messenger RNA. Its product is annotated as rho GTPase-activating protein 5. The transcript is spliced from 5 exons. Gene Ontology annotation, molecular function: GTPase activator activity. The record is from RefSeq and is a predicted model, not a curated record. Bases 191 to 1552 code for a protein of 453 amino acids. NCBI's taxonomy places the organism in Eukaryota, Viridiplantae, Streptophyta, Magnoliopsida, Myrtales, Myrtaceae. Gene Ontology annotation, biological process: signal transduction.